AUGAACCCGUCUCGGCCUUGUCUGGCAUUCAACUUCAGGGAAAGGGAUGGAUUUUGUCAGCUGAUUCAUAUUGAGAAGAGCAGUCUAGUUCCCUCGGAUGGAUACCAGGCAUACGUACAGUUUCUCUGCUUGACGGAUUACCCGAGGAUCGAGCACGCCGAAGAAUCCUUCGUGUCUUGGACGGGUAAGCAUCCCAGCCCGCCGGGUGGGGAGGUGAAAUUCUCGUGCAAGCACCCGCGAGGGUUCAAAGAUGGCUUGAAGGAACACCACGCCACCUGUUCGUCGGUUGUAGCUGAUACAUGGCGCACGACGUUCAUCGAAGGCGAAAAGGAUCUCUGUCCUAAACCUCAUAAGCCAGUUUAUCCCGAAUGCCGACUGACUGAGAUGGGGAAGGAAUACAUCGGGACCUUGGACGUGACGGAGACCGGAAAACAGUGCCUCAGAUGGGAUUCCCCGAAUGUGAAAAUGUUCUACUCUACAGUUGCGGAGGGGUUCGAUAGAUACAUGUUUUUCGAAGAGCAUUUCCUGAACCAGGACCCAUCCUCCCACGAAAAUUUCUGUCGGAACCCGACAUUGAAAAAUAUGCCCUGGUGUUUCGUCGAGAUUGACGGCCUGAAGUGGGAAUAUUGCUCGAUUCCUUUUUGUGAUGACCUGACUGCCCCAGAAUGCAAGAAGACUCAAAAGGGAGCUGAAUAUGUGGGGGCACAAAACAAAGGGAUAUCUGGCUCUACUUGCCUUGCUUGGCUUCGUCAUGAGGGGGUGAUUCCGGAAGAAAUGUUUGCAUUGAGGGGGCAGGCAUUCCCCGAUACCCUCACGGAUGAGCACAACUACUGCCGGAAUCCGACCGGGAAGCCAGGCGGUCCCUGGUGCAAAGUUCCUGAUCCCACAGGCACUGGAAUGACCCCAAUGGGGAAGGAAUACCGAGGAACCCUCCGUCGAACAGAAAACGGAAAGAAAUGCCAGCUCUGGAGUAUUAUAUCGAGGAAGGAUGCCGAUAAAGAAGACCUGCUUGAUUUCCUCUACUCUUAUCACCCUUACCACGAACGCAACGAGGUACCAAGGGACCUUCAAGAGUCAAUUCUCAAAAUCGUUGCAAACCAGGAGAGAAACUACUGCCGGAACCCUGCGAGGGCCGAGCGACCAUGGUGUUUCGUUUCCAUCACGCCUUCUUUGAGCUGGGGAUAUUGCGACAUUCCCUUCUGCCACCGCCCAAAAGAGCCCGUGGAAUGUCGAUUGACCAAUGAGGGACUGGAUUAUGCGGGAAUCAAGAACGUUGACUCAGACGGUCGGAAGUGCCUACCCUGGUUGAGUCGGGCACACGACAAGCGAUUUGCAUUCAUGGACUUGAUGACAUUCCCUGAUGAAAUCGUGGAUAGCAGCCACGACUACUGUCGGAAUCCUGACGCAGACAGCGCCGGUCCAUGGUGCUUCAAUGAGGAGGGAACUGGCGAAGGAUGGGGGCGGUGCACGGUUCCAUUCUGCUCUCAAUUGUACGAGCGAUUCGCCGUCGAAGGUAAACCGGCGGAAGGAUAUCCGGAAUGCUUGCAGACGGCAAUGGGGAAGGAAUACGUGGGCACGACAAGAAAAACAAAAACCGGAAAGCCCUGUCUCCGAUGGGAUUCCCAGCCCUAUGGAAAGCCUGAUGACUUUGUCCAAAAUAUACCUUAUGAGGCUCAUUUUCGAUUCGGCAAUUCCACGUUGCAUCAUGAUUUCUGCAGAAACCCGACGUUGAGGCAUCAACCUUGGUGCUUCGUUGAAGAUGCAGGCAUCGAAUGGGAAUUCUGCCAUAUCGGAUUCUGCCCCAACUACCCUAACAAGACGGAAUGCAGAUGGACGAAGGAGGGAGAGGAGUAUGCAGGGACACUAAAUAAAUCACUGGAGUUGCCUUGUGAGCAAUGGCAAGAUGCUGCGUUGCUGGAGAGACAUUGGCACAGAUUCCCAGAGGGCGUGAGGAGCGAGAAUCACAACUUCUGUCGCAAUCCGGAUGGGCGUGAGACCGGGCCCUACUGCUUUGUCGGGGAAUCUCUAUUUGAAAACUGUGACAUCCCUUUCUGCCCUUUCCACUACCUCUACUAA
Darwinula stevensoni is the source of this 2076-nucleotide messenger RNA. NCBI's taxonomy places the organism in Eukaryota, Metazoa, Arthropoda, Ostracoda, Podocopida, Darwinulidae. The record is from the annotation of a GenBank genome assembly.